This is a messenger RNA of Brassica oleracea var. oleracea, 2327 nucleotides long. Its product is annotated as DEAD-box ATP-dependent RNA helicase 52. The transcript is spliced from 7 exons. NCBI's taxonomy places the organism in Eukaryota, Viridiplantae, Streptophyta, Magnoliopsida, Brassicales, Brassicaceae. Gene Ontology annotation, molecular function: RNA helicase activity; ATP binding; RNA binding. Gene Ontology annotation, cellular component: nucleus. The record is from RefSeq and is a predicted model, not a curated record. The coding region runs from base 227 to 2149 and encodes 640 amino acids.
CAAAUAUCUCUUCCCAUCCUUUUUCGCUUUUGCUCAUUUCCCAGAAACUUUGCUUCGUGUGCGAUCGCGAGACGAAGAAGAAUUAGGGUUUAUAUCAUCCGUACACCAUUGAUCCUUCAUCUAGAGUCUAUUCCUAUUCGAGCUUCUUAAGGGCUUUGAUCUACUCUAAAUCGAAGAAGACGAAGCUGGAGGUUUGAAAAUCAGUUGUAGGUUGUAAUUUGCGAGUAUGAGUUCAUCAUGGGCUGAUGUUUCCGAAGCGGAGAGAGCACCAUCUGGUUGGGGUUACGGGAACUCUCGUCCCUCGCGAACCAACUACGUGCCUCCGCAUCUUAGGGGCCGUGGACCUUCACCUGGUAGUGAUCGUGGGGGAUAUGGUGGUGGUUAUGGUGGUCGAGGAGGCCAAGGUUAUGGUGGUCGAGGAGGCGGAGGCGGAGGCUAUGUUGGUAGAGGAGGAGGUGGAGGUGGUGGUUGGAAUAACAGGAGUGGAGGUUGGGACCGUAGGGAUACUGAAACUAACCCGUUUGGUAAUGAUAGGAAUGUAGAGCCGGUUGCUGACGAGCAGGAGAACACAGGCAUUAACUUUGAGGCCUAUGAAGAUAUCCCCAUCGAGACAAGUGGGGAUAAUGUGCCGCCUCCUGUUAAUACCUUUGCUGAGAUAGACCUUGGAGAGGCUCUGAAUCUUAAUAUCCAGAGGUGCAAGUACGUGAAGCCGACCCCUGUGCAGCGUAAUGCGAUUCCCAUCUUGGCUGCUGGGAGGGAUUUGAUGGCUUGUGCUCAGACGGGGUCUGGGAAGACAGCUGCGUUUUGUUUUCCUAUUAUUAGUGGGAUUAUGAAGGAGCAGCAGCGUGUAGAGAGACCACGUGGAGUUCGGGGAGUGUAUCCUCUUGCUGUCAUUCUCUCACCAACUAGGGAGUUGGCAUGUCAGAUACAUGAUGAAGCCAGAAAGUUCUCCUAUCAAACUGGUGUGAAAGUUGUGGUUGCUUAUGGAGGAACACCAGUCAACCAACAGAUCCGGGAGCUUGAAAGAGGAGUUGAUAUUCUUGUUGCAACUCCUGGGAGAUUAAAUGAUUUGCUUGAGAGAGGUAGAGUCUCACUACAGAUGGUAAAACACCUAGCACUUGAUGAGGCGGAUAGGAUGCUGGACAUGGGGUUUGAACCGCAAAUCAGGAAGAUCGUUCAGCAGAUGGAUAUGCCUCCUCCUGGUGUCCGGCAGACAAUGCUGUUCAGUGCUACCUUUCCUAGGGAGAUACAGAGACUUGCAUCUGAUUUUCUUUCAAAUUACAUAUUUCUGGCUGUUGGAAGAGUGGGUUCAAGUACGGAUUUAAUAGUCCAAAGAGUAGAGUUUGUCCACGAUUCUGACAAAAGAAGCCAUUUAAUGGACCUUCUUCAUGCUCAGAGGGAGAAUGGUAACCAAGGAAAGCAAGCUUUGACUCUUGUAUUUGUGGAGACAAAGAAGGGAGCUGACUCGUUGGAGAAUUGGUUGUGCAUGAACGGAUUCCCAGCAACGACCAUCCACGGUGAUAGGUCACAACAGGAAAGAGAAAUGGCACUGAGAUCAUUCAAGACUGGGCGGACACCUAUUUUGGUUGCAACUGAUGUGGCAGCACGUGGUCUUGACAUUCCACACGUGGCCCAUGUGGUUAACUUUGAUCUACCAAACGAUAUCGAUGACUAUGUCCACCGUAUCGGACGAACAGGACGUGCAGGCAAUUCAGGACUAGCAACUGCUUUCUUCAAUGAUAACAACACAUCAAUGGCCAAGCCACUCGCUGAGCUAAUGCAGGAAGCAAACCAGGAGGUCCCUGACUGGCUGAGUCGGUAUGCAUCUCGUGCUUCAUUUGGAGGUGGUAAGAACCGACGAUCUGGUGGGCGGUUUGGUGGCCGUGACUUCAGGAGAGAAUCUUUUGGCCAAGGCGGAGGCGGAGGCGGUGGCUACUAUGGUGGUGGUGGAGGAGGAUAUGGUGCCGUUCCCGGUGGUGGAUAUGGAGCAAUGCCUGGUGGAUAUGGAAACGUACCAGGUGGUGGAUAUGGAGCCGUUCCUGGUGGUUAUGUACCAUACGGCAGAGGCGGUGGUGCUUACUACGGUGGAGGAUAUGGAACCGUUCCUAACCAAGGCUACGGCCCUGGAGUGGCCAGUGCUUGGGACUAACCUGUUGACUCCAGUUCUUCAACAAAACAAUUAGUCCUCUCUCUUAUCUCUAUUGUUUUACUAAUAGAGUGCAUCGUAUGUGUAUGUUUGCUCUCUAAAUGGUUAUUUAUGUAGACACGAGUGAGUCUUCACUUGUGCAUGUGAAAGAAGCGAAACAAAAACUCCUAGUCGACUAUUA